GAUAGUUGAAUAUUUGCGUGUAAUUUAUAUUACCGCUAAUUGUGGUUUUAUGUUUUCAUCUAUUAAAGUUUUAAUGUUUAUAUAUAAAAUACUUUAAAAGUUUAUAUAUCGCGAGAAAUGAUGUUAUAUAGUGAAUAUAGAAUUUUUUAAUGCUUAAUACUUGCGUCUUCGCUUGCCAAUCGACAAAGUGGGCAUCAUUAGCAUAUAUGAAUGUAUGUGUGUACGUAGAGCAUUUAAUCAAAACGUUUAAUUGAGACAUGAAAGCAGUCGACGUCGCUCACCGGCUAUUGCCCGGUAUUAAAUGGCUACACGGCUAUACGGCGCAAGAUGCUAUAGCCGAUCUGAUUGCUGGUAUUACAGUGGGCUUAACGGUAUUGCCGCAGGGUCUUGCUUACGCGACAUUGGCUGGACUGGAACCACAAUAUGGUCUCUACUCUGCAUUCAUUGGUGGCAUCGUGUAUGCCUUUUUGGGCAGCUGUCGCCAGGUGACUAUCGGUCCAACAGCGCUUUUGGCGCUCAUGACUAGCCGACACACAAGUUUCGGUCUGAACUCUGGUCCAGCUUAUGCGAUAUUAUUGUGUUUGAUCUCCGGACUUGUCGAGUUUCUGAUGGCUGUGUUGCGCUUAGGUGCGCUUGUGGACCUAAUUUCAUUGCCAGUAACUGUGGGUUUCACCUCUGCGACGGCGGUCAUCAUCGGCACUUCACAGUUGAAAGGCCUGCUUGGUAUUCGUGGCGGCGGUGGCGGUUCCGGAUUUAUGAAAACAAUGGAGUCGGUUUUUACGAAUUUAGACAAAAUACGUUAUGGUGAUUUUACUUUGGGCAUUGUUGCUAUCACCAUUUUGCUUUUGUUGCGGAAAUUGAAGGAUGUCAAAAUACCCGGUCGUCGCAUUCUAAGCGGCACACUUUGGGUCGUCGCAACCGGCCGUAAUGCUUUGGUAGUGCUUAUUGCCAGUAUUUUAGCUUACAAUACAUGUGAAACACACGAGUCGUGUCCGUUCGUGUUGACGGGUAAAGUGAAAAGCGGUUUUCCCGAUGUCGAAUUUCCAAAAUUCCAUACAACAAUACAGGCAGCGAAUGGUACUGCAAUUGAUCAAGACUAUAAAGAUAUGUUAAAGGAGCUUGGUCCAUCCAUGAUUAUACUGCCAGUAAUUGCCGUGCUGGGCAACGUCGCCAUCUCGAAGGCAUUCAGCAGUGCCGGCAUAAGUCCAACACGCGAACUGGUGGCGCUCUCGCUCAGCAAUGUGGUCGGUUCGUUUUUCUCUUCAAUGCCCGUCACUGGUUCCUUCUCGCGCAGCGCUGUGAAUCAUGCGAGUGGUGUGCGCACACCCAUUGGCGGUUUCUAUACCAGCGCUUUGGUGUUACUGGCGCUCGGCUUGCUUGCGCCCUACUUUCAGUACAUACCGAAGGCAGCGCUGAGCGCAGUCAUCAUAUCGGCGGUGAUAUUUAUGAUUGAAUUUGAGGUUGUCAAACCACUUUGGCGCUGCAGUCGUCGCGAAUUACUGCCUGGCGCUAUAACAUUCGUUGUCAGCCUUGCGAUUGGCGUAGAGCUCGGCUUGUUGUUGGGCGUGGGUGUAGAUGUGGCUUACCUGGUGUAUCGUGCCGCACGUCCGGCGCUUACUGUCUCCAAAUUGAGGACCACCAAUGGCACAGAGUACAUACUCAUGCGUCCCAUACACAGUUCACUCUACUUCCCCGCAAUCGAGUGGGUGCGCACUGGCAUAUCGAAGGCUGUCGUCAUGCACGGUACGGCGCCUGUGGUCCUGGAUUGCUCCAAUAUGCAUGAGCUCGAUUUUACGGCUGCGCGCGGCAUGGGCGCUUUGAAUAAAGAGUUAGCUAGCAAAUUUGUGCCAUUCUUUCUGCUAAAAGCUUCUAAAGAAAUCUGUGUUGUACUUAAAGAAUCGACAAAUUGCGAUUUUUCAACGAUAGAAACACCAGAUGAUCUGGAAUAUAUACUAGAAAAUACGGCAUCGAUCGACGAUCAUCGCUUGCAAGUUACCAUUCCGCUAAUUUCUGCACAAACUAAAGUAAAUUGUGGUGAUUCCACGACGAUUGAUGGCGGUGGCGGUGGCGGACAUUUGUAGAUUUAUAUACAACAUGUAGAUUUUAUAGCAUAUUUAAAAUUUAGAUUAGUUUAAUGAAGCAGUAAUGUAAUAUUUUGCGAAUUGUUUCUAAACGGUUUCCUUGCAAUAUUUGGCUAAUGCUGUUCUAAGUAUUUUUACAUUCAUGUACAUUUGUGUUUUAUAGCUAUAAAAUUGUAGUUUUUUUGUUUAGCAAAUUUAACUGUAUUUUGUUGAGAAGUUCGACUUUCUUAAUUUGGAUAAAUUUUGCAAAGUCUAUUUACCGCUUUUUACGGUUAAUAUUGGCAACUGCGUGGCGACUCAAUUGGAAAUGGAUUCUUAGGAAAAUAGAAGCGCAAAUUUUUUUAUAAUACAAUGUGUAUUGAGAGAAUCAUUUUAAAUCGAAAAUUAUAAUUUAUUUAUAUCUUUUUUUAUAUAAAUUUUUUUUUUAGUUUUCCGUUAUUUUUUGGUUUUUUUAUUUAAUUAGUUCUAUUUAUUAUUUUUAUUUUUUUUUUAAUUUUGCACAUUUUUUUUUAUCCAUUUGAUGCUAAAAUUUAUAUUUUAAUUGUGCCAUUUUACGAUAAUUCACUGUUUUUAGUUUAAUAUUUUAAUAAAAAAUUAAUAGUAAUUAAUAUUUUUAAUAAGAAAAUUGUGUAUAAUCGAUUUUAUAUAUUGCAAAAAUCUUUUUAAAUGAAAAAUUAGAAUUUAUAUAGAUUUUUUUUUGUUUUUAUUUAGUUUGUUUUUUAGUUUUCGGUUAGUUUUUGGUUUUUAUUUUUUAUAUACAUAAGUAUAUACUUUUUUUUUUAAAUUUUCAAAAUUUUGUAUCGGGUUGAUUUUAUAACUUAUAUUUUAGUUUUACAAUUUUAUGAAAAUUCAAUAUUUUUAGUUUACGUUUUCAAUAAGAAUAUUGUUUAAAAUAAAAAAAAAAUUGUUUAUGUUAAAAAAUUAUGUUUUAAUUUUACGAUUUUAUGAGAAUCCAUUUUUUACGUUUAUUAUUAAUUUAAUUUUUUCUUAAAAUUUUAAUUUUAAUUUUACGAUUUUAUGAAAACUAUUUUUUAGUUCAUAUUUUUUAUUAAGAAAAUUUUAUUUUUAUUUUUUUUUUAAUUUUUUUUUUUUAAUUUUUAUUUUAAUUUUGCAAUUUCAUUUGAAUCCAUUUUCUUUUGUAUUGAGAAGGUAUCGUCAUUUUAUAUUUACCAUUGAAAAGCUCUGUACACAAUUUCAUAUGGUUUUUGUUCCAUUUUUACACACUUCAUCUUAAAAGUUAGGUUAAGUUUUAAGCACAAUUUGGUUUAUGUAAUAAAUAAAUAUUUAUUUUUUGUAACCAAAAAUCAUGUAAAAGUGAGUUAAACAUUUUUUAUUGAAAUAAAUGGUUUUAUACUAUUUUUCUAAGUGUA
This is a messenger RNA of Bactrocera dorsalis (oriental fruit fly), 3451 nucleotides long. Its product is annotated as sodium-independent sulfate anion transporter. Lineage: Eukaryota; Metazoa; Arthropoda; Insecta; Diptera; Tephritidae. Bases 258 to 2081 code for a protein of 607 amino acids. Gene Ontology annotation, cellular component: membrane. The record is from RefSeq and is a predicted model, not a curated record. The transcript is spliced from 11 exons. Gene Ontology annotation, biological process: transmembrane transport. Gene Ontology annotation, molecular function: sulfate transmembrane transporter activity.